UAUAAAAUGACAUUUAGUCAUUUUAGCUCUUCGAAUAAUGGCAACACCUAAUAACAAAUUCUUUUUAUUUCGGUUCUUUGCCGUGUUGUUUAGGCGAAGAGGACCAAGAUGAAGUACAACAAGCUCGUGACUUCCUCGAGGAGGAAGAACAGGAAGAGGCAUUUCAGUGCACCUUCUCACAUCAGACGAGUUCUCAUGUCCUCACCCCUAUCCAAGGAAUUGAGGCAAAAGUUCAACGUGAAAUCGAUGCCCAUCCGCAAAGACGAUGAAGUACAGGUUGUACGCGGUCACUACAAAGGCCAGCAGGUUGGCAAAGUAGUCCAGGUGUACCGUAAGAAGUUCGUUGUCUACAUCGAGAGGAUCCAGCGUGAGAAGGCCAAUGGCGCCAGCGCAUAUGUUGGCAUCCACCCCUCAAAGUGUGUUAUCGUAAAGCUUAAGAUGAACAAGGACCGCAAGGCGAUCCUCGACCGCAGGGCGAAGGGCCGUCUCGCGGCGCUCGGCAAAGACAAGGGCAAGUACACUGAGGAGACCGCCACCGCCAUGGAGACCUCGUGAACACCUAGAUUUUAAGCUAAUAAAAAAGAUAAAACACGC
Cydia splendana is the source of this 594-nucleotide messenger RNA. It is a transcript of the gene RpL26, whose product is annotated as large ribosomal subunit protein uL24. The record is from RefSeq and is a predicted model, not a curated record. Lineage: Eukaryota; Metazoa; Arthropoda; Insecta; Lepidoptera; Tortricidae. Gene Ontology annotation, cellular component: cytosolic large ribosomal subunit; ribosome. Gene Ontology annotation, molecular function: structural constituent of ribosome; RNA binding. The coding region runs from base 109 to 555 and encodes 148 amino acids. Gene Ontology annotation, biological process: ribosomal large subunit biogenesis; cytoplasmic translation. The transcript is spliced from 4 exons.